This is a messenger RNA of Klebsormidium nitens, 1562 nucleotides long. Lineage: Eukaryota; Viridiplantae; Streptophyta; Klebsormidiophyceae; Klebsormidiales; Klebsormidiaceae. The record is from the annotation of a GenBank genome assembly.
AUGCACACGACAGCUAGUUCAUUGCGCGUCCACGAGGUGCCCACAUUUUGAUGUACGGGCUUAUGAGAAGAGAACAUCAUGUACGGAGCUCUGAUUGGGCUCCUGGGCUACACGAAAGGAACCAUCUGCGCAGAUCUUCCUUUCUGUUCACUACUCGGCGACUGUCGAAAGGUUCAAAACUUAAUUGCACGCACUUUUUGACGAACUGAAGCUUCGACUUCAGCGCCUCAGGCUUACUUCCGCUCGAAGAUGUUGCAAUCGCAGGCCGCCAGUUGCCAGAGCCUGAUCGGAACCUCCUGCCGCCGCAUCUUCGCCAGCCGCUGCACCUCUGAGACUUCCAGCAGGGCAUUCUCUGCGGCCCCGACCAGAUUCUUCAACAGCUCAGCUGCCCAGAAGCACCAUUCUGUGCCCAGACACGUGGACGCUCUUUCCGCCAGCCAGAGCAGCUUCCGGGGGGUUCAGUUCUCGCCACUCGUCGCAAUUGCAACCAGGAGACAGACAGCAGCUGCACAGCCCCGCGCAAUGGCACCGACGGCAGACCUGGAGGUGUUCGGCAAGGCAGUGCCGUUUACGGGGCAGCCAUCGGCGAGGAGAGGCGACUGCCCCUUCUCGCAGCGCACAUACCUGGACCUGGAGGAGAAGAAGCUCCAGUACAAGGGCACCUUUGUGCAGGAGGGAGAGAACGACUCCAAGCCAGACUGGUUCAUGAAGAACAACCCGAGCGGGCUGAUGCCGGUGCUGCGCGACGGUGACCAGUGGAUCCAGGACAGUGACAAGAUCUUUGAGCACCUGGAGAGCAAGUUCCCCGAGCCGUCGCUCAAGCCCUCCGACUCCGCGAAAGAAGUAGGCAAGGACAUCUUCCCCAAGUUCAUGGGCUGGCUCCAGGAGAAGGACCCAAAGGCGGCUGAGAAGAAGAGCGACUUCGAAGCUGAGCUGAAAAGCUUCGACCAGCACAUCAAGCAAAAUGGUCCGUACAUUGACGGCGACAAGAUGACGGACGCCGACCUCUCCGUGUCGCCUAAGCUGUUGCACGCACGUGUUGCCCUCAAGUACUGGUACGACUACGAGUUUCCCGCCGAACUGACCGCUGUCAGAGAUUACAUGCACCGGAUGGAGGAGCGCCCGUCUUUCCAGAAGACGCGGCCGACCGACGACCUCAUCAUCCAGGGGUGGGGCAUGAAGUGCGAGCUGAAGAGCACGCCCGCGGCCGCGGGAGCGUGAUCCGUGUCAAAGUUUCAGGAUUGUGUGCCUCGUGAGAAGAUUGAUUGUCAAGAAUCUGUAUCUUGACUUUUUUGUCAAAAUUGAGUCAGCCUUUUGUAAGGUACGUCAGAUUGACCAAGGAAAGUUCGUGAGCGGGGUGGAGACUUCAUUUUUGGAGAAUAAGACUCCGGCUUUCCUACCAUGUUAGCUGGAAGAGCUUAAUCCUUGAGCACCUUUGUCCUCGUGAUGUUGUGACGUUUCGUACACCGAUAGGUAUUUCGCUAGCGUGCUGCAAUUUGCCUUUAUUGUAACUCCAUGUUGGCCGGAAGAGUUUUAUUCUUAUGUACCUUUGGAUCCUCGCG